AUGUCCACCCAAUCUCCCACAACCUCCGCUUUCACCCUCUCCCUCCUAACCUCCCUCGGCGGCGCAAUCGGCUACGCCCGCACAGGUUCCAUCCCCUCAAUCGCGGCCGGUCUCUCCGUAGGCGCGAUCUACGCUCUGUCAUACUACCAGCUUCGCGAAGGCCAGGCAUAUGGCGAGGAGCUCGGUCUCCUUGCUUCGACUGUGUUGGGUGGAAGCUCCAUUCCUCGUGCGAUUAAGACGGGUGGAAAGGCUGUUCCCGUUGGACUUUCUUUGUUGGCUACGUAUGGUGUUGUUGUUUUCGGUCUUGCGACCAAGGAGAAGAGGGCUUAG
Messenger RNA from Penicillium pulvis, 330 nucleotides. Its product is annotated as TMEM14 family protein. Lineage: Eukaryota; Fungi; Ascomycota; Eurotiomycetes; Eurotiales; Aspergillaceae. The record is from RefSeq and is a predicted model, not a curated record. The transcript is spliced from 2 exons. Gene Ontology annotation, cellular component: membrane. The coding region runs from base 1 to 330 and encodes 109 amino acids.